Messenger RNA from Thermochaetoides thermophila DSM 1495, 5556 nucleotides. Its product is annotated as putative kinesin family protein. Bases 1 to 5556 code for a protein of 1851 amino acids. The record is from RefSeq and is a predicted model, not a curated record. Gene Ontology annotation, molecular function: ATP binding; microtubule motor activity; microtubule binding. NCBI's taxonomy places the organism in Eukaryota, Fungi, Ascomycota, Sordariomycetes, Sordariales, Chaetomiaceae. The transcript is spliced from 4 exons. Gene Ontology annotation, biological process: microtubule-based movement; mitotic spindle organization.
AUGGCGAGCUCACCGCCAGCUUCUCCAGGGAGUAGUCUGCCCACACGCCCACUGAGUGCUAUGGUCCGUCCAGCUCCAGCUCCAGCUCCCACUUCCGCUCCGCGAAGCAGCAGCCGCAUGAGCCUGGGCAGCAGAACCCGGCGGGAGCAAGGCGUCCGACGAGGACUCUCGCACCGCCGUCAAACUAUCCGCGUCCGGCCGCCGCUCAAGCCGACCGACCCAGGCUAUGAACUUAUUCCUCAGCGCUUCCAGCGACCUGUUGUUCAGGUCCACUCAAACACCAGCCUGUCUAUCGAGUCGCCCCAAGGCCGCAAGCUUUUUGUCUUUGACCGUGUCUUUGGGCCCGAGGUUGACCAGGCCGGGAUAUGGGAGUAUCUCGAAGACGCGAUCAACGCCUUCACCGAGGGCUACAAUGUAUCCAUCCUUGCCUAUGGCCAGUCUGGCGCUGGCAAGUCUUAUACUAUGGGCACCGCAGGGCCCGCUGAACAGGAGAACCCCGACUCCAUGGGCGUGAUCCCGCGUGCUGCGCAUGUUCUGUUCGAGAAACUAUGGGGUCCCAAAGAGAGGAAUCCCAACAGAAAUUCAAUGUCGGGGUUGCGUGCGCCAACGCGGUAUUCUACUCCUCCCGGCACGCUCAACCGAGAAAAGAACUGGACCCUGCGCGCCUCGUAUGUCGAAAUCUACAACGAGCAGCUGCGGGACCUGCUAGUCCCCGAGCAUAUCCCGAUGCAUGAGCGCGAACAGGUCGGCAUCCGCCAGGAUACCAAGGGCAAUAUUAUUCUGACUGGCUUGCGUCACGUCGAGGUUAACUCGGUUGAGGAACUGAUGGCUGUGCUGGCCCAGGGCUCGACCUUGCGCCAGACUGACGCGACUGCUGUCAACGCCCGCUCCUCACGUUCGCAUGCCGUCUUUAGUUUGAACCUUAUGCAGAAGAAGAAUCGGCUCCAGUCAACUGAAGGCCAGGAGAAGCGGUAUUCUAUGCCACUUGAGGCCCUGACUGGCGGUGAUUUAACAGUAACUAUUGACAGCAAGAUGCACUUUGUUGAUCUGGCUGGUAGCGAGCGUCUCAAGAACACUGGUGCCCAGGGUGAACGCGCCAAGGAGGGUAUCUCCAUCAACGGCGGUCUGGCUGCCUUGGGCAAGGUCAUCUCGCAGCUGUCAUCGAGACAGCCCGGUGCCCACGUAUCAUACCGUGAUUCCAAGCUCACACGCUUGCUUCAGGAUUCACUGGGCGGCAACGCUAUCACAUACAUGAUCGCAUGCGUGAACCCAGUUGAGUUCCAUCUGAGUGAGACGCUGAACACGGUUCAAUAUGCACAACGCGCCCGGGCCAUCCAGAGCAAACCCCGCAUCCAGCAAGUGGAUGAGGGUGGUGACAAGCAAGCUAUAAUCGACCGGCUCAAGGCUGAGGUAGAAUUCCUGCGGGAACAGAUCCGAAGCGCAGAGCGCAAGGGUGGGACCCUGGCCCCAGGGGAGAGAUCUGAGCGCGAGAUCGAGCUGCAGAACCGCCUGCUGGACGCCGAGGAAAAUUACCGUGCCCUCAGCACUCGCCACGCGAAGCUCAUCGCCGAGAUGGCUAAGGCCCGCGAAGCUGAGGUCGCCGAGCGCGAGCUUGCUGAGAGCGCCGAGACUGCCGACGAGCGCAUCAACCGCUCCAACAGCUUCGCCCAGGCUGUCGAACAGGUCGUCCUCGAGUAUGAGAAGACCAUCCAGGCGUUGGAGCACUCCCUUGCCAGCACCCGUGCUACUCUUGCUAUCACCGAGGGUAACCUGCUGGAGAAGGAGACGCGCUGUGCCUAUACUGAGACGAUCAACAGCCAGCUGCAGGCCCGCCUGCAGAAGCUUAUGGACCGCGAGGCCAGUACCGAGCACUACCUGCACGAUCUCGAGGCCAAGCUCGACGGCUACACCGAUAUUGACGAACGCAAUGCCGCCAUCAUUGCCGAGCUUCGUAAGGAGGUUGCCCGCGCCCGUGAGGCCGAGGCCAACUGCGAGGACUACAUCUCGACCCUUGAGGAACGUCUGGCUGAGGCCGACCAGGACGCCGAACUGAUGCAGCGUGAGAUUGACCGUCUUGAGCAGAUCGUUGAGCGCCAACGUAGCCUUGGAAAGCUCGACUCGUUGUUGUACGAACUCGACAAUAUUCAGCAACAGGAUGGCGUCGAGGAUCCAGCUGCUCCCGGUCUGAGCAACGGCGCCGGCCAUCGUCGUACUGCCAGCCGAAGCAUCGAGCACCACUCGCGCAGCCAGAGUCACGUCAGCCGCCACAGCCAGCUCGAAGAUACCAUUCCGGAGAGCGAGCAGGAAGACAUGGAGGAUGGCGCUGUCGCGCCGCCGCCGCCGCCUGCGACGACCGUCCGUGGCCAUGGGCGGAAGAAGGCUGCCUCGAUCGGGUCUCGUACUGGUCACUCCGUCGACUACUCAGCCAACGCCGCCCAGAACAAGUUCAUGGCUGACAAGCUCGAGUCCGUCACCCAGGAGCUGCUUGACCUGCGUGCCGAACACGAGAACACGCUCAACGAGAUGGACCUGCUGCAGGCUAAGUACGAGGAAGCCCUGCGUGCGCUUGCUGAGCUGCAGGAUGUUGUUGACGAGACUCGUCAUCCUGCCCCCCGCCCGAGAGACUCGAUCCUGUCGGUUGCUGAGAACACUCGCCCGCCGUCGCUCCUGUCGGAUUCCAGGACGCACGAGACCCGCGAGGGUGCCCAGCCCUCGUCGAGGUCUUUGUCGUCGGAGCUCUCCUCGGCCAUGGAGACCCCCGCUACGCCGGUCGAUACGUCGGCUUCGGAUGCCGAGACUGCUGUCCUCCCUCCCAAGUCCUCGCCGCCGCUGCCAGUACAUGAGGCUACUCAGGCCGAGAUCCUGGCUACCGAACUCGAGCGUCUCAAGGCCAUCGCUGCUGAGCGUGAGGCAGCCGAGAAGGAGCUUGCUGAGCGCUAUGCGCAGCUCGAGGCGCAGCACCAGCAGACGCUGGAUAUGGUCGAAGAGCUCAAGACUGAGGUUGCCAAGGCCCAGGCCCAGGCAGCAGCCGCUAGUAGUGGCCCGACCUCGCCCUCCCCUGUCAUCCGCCGCAAGUCGAGCCAGAAUAUCGUUGGUAUUGACCGUGCACACCGCUCCUUCGCCUCACUGCGCAAUAUUGCCGCCGAAAACUUUGAGAACCAGCCCGAAGUCAUGCAGAACUUCGAGCUCAACCUCAACGCGGCCAUGCACGAGUUGCACUCCAAGGCGGAGCGCAUACAGGAGCUUGAGGCCGAUGUCGCGACGGCGAAGAGGGAGAUGGAGACCAAGAUGACCAUCAUUUCGGGCCUGACGCGCGAACGGUCUAGCCUCAACCUGGACCACGCUAUGGUCUCGGGUUUGAGGGAACAACUCGAGAAGAGCGAGGAGAGGAUCCGUGAGCUUCAGGAGAGCCACGCCAAGAGGGAGAAGGAGCUUGAGGAGAAGGUAGCCGAGUUGAAUGAGAGCUUGAGGCUGAUGAAGGAGGCCGCGGAGAAGCAGGAGAGUGAGGCGAAGAAGGCUGCUGAGGAGGCGGAGAAGAAGGUUGAGCAGAUGAGAAAUGAGCUGGAGAAGGUCAAGGAGGAGGCUGCUGCUGCCAGAGAGGUCGCAGAGGAGAAUGUUGCCAAGGAGCCUGCGGCUGAGGAUCCUCCUAAGCAGGCUCCUGAAGAGAAGGUCGCGGAUGGAUCCUCCAAGGAGGAUGUCUUUGACAAGGACGAUGCUACCGCUGUGGCGGCUGAGGUUGCCUCUCUGCGCGAGUCGCUCAAGAAGGCUGAGGAGUCUGAGGCUAGCGCUAAGGCUGCUGCUGCUGACUCGGCCGCUCUGGUUGAGAAGCGUGAGCAGCGUAUUGCUGAGCUCGAGACCGAGCUUGUCCAGUGGGAGGAGCGCCAUAAGGCGGCGCUACAGAGCGCUACAGAGGCCGAAGGCCGGCUUAAGGAUACAAUCAGCGACCUCGAGGCCAAGAUUGCGUCCAUCUCGGCGCAGCUGGCCGAGGCUGAAAUCAACCAGAAGGCUGUCGAACAGACGCCCCAGGUGGAUCCCGAGGAGUUGGUCCAGAAGGCACUCCAGGAAGCCGAAGAGAAGCACAAGAAGCUGGUCGAGUUCCUGCGCAACGAGAUUGAUGAGUACAAGGAGCUCAUCAAUACCAACCAGGGCAAGGUCGCUGAGGCCGAGGCCCAGCACGCCGCCACCAAGAAGCUGCUCGAGAUUGCGGCUGCUGAUCGUGAUGCCGCCGCAAGCGAGGCCCAGGCCAGCAGGGAUCUGGUGGCCAAGCUCGAAGCCCAGGUUGCUGACUACGAGCUGACCAUCAAGGCCCAUCAGGAAAGCUUGCAUGAGUUGCAGAGCAAGCAUGAGCAGGAGAUCGAGCAGAUCAUGGCUACCUCGAAGCAGGAACACGAGGCUGAGAUCGCCAAGAUCAAGGCUGAGCAUGCCAUCCGCGUGCGCCAGCUUGAGAGCGAUCUGACGGAGGCCCGGGAGGACCUGAUGAAGGUGGCCACUCAGGUUGCUUGGACAAUGGGCCUUGAGGUCAGUGUUGAGAAGUUGUCAGAGCGCAUUGAGGAGUUGGCUGCCGACCAACGGGCGCUAGUGGCUGAACAGGAGAAGAGGGCCGAGUUGGAACAGCAGUUUGUUGAGCUCAGCAAUAUCAACGAUACCAUUCUGCGGGAUCUAGAGACCGUGAGGAUGGGUCUGGCCGAAAUUAUUGAGAGCGACAGCACGGGCAAGCCGACACGGGCGAAGAGUCCAUACCAGCUCGUUGACCAGGUGGCCAUGGUCAAGCAGCGGGUUGCCGAGCUCGAAGCCAAGAACGAGAAGAACUCGCGCGUGGUUGAAGAGCUCGAGCAGCAGUUGCAGAAUAAUUUUGACCAGAAUAACCGGCUGUCAACCCUGCAGAUGGAGAAGAAUGCUCAGCUUCAGGAGGCUACCGCGGCCAAGCAGCGCCUGGAGAGGGAGUUGGAAGCUAUCAAGGAGGAUUACAACGCCCUGCAGGCCAAAUACGAAUCUCUUCUAACCGGCCGUGCCGACUCCCCCAACAAGGUCCGCAAGUCCUCGUCGGUUACCUCGCUGCCGUCCCCGCCGCCAGCUAUCCCACUGCCACCGCUCCCCAACGGCGCGACGGCCUCCGGCUUAGGCACCACCUCGCCCACGCCACGUCCACCCAGCAAAGACAUCGGCCCGGCCUCCUCAGCCGCUACUCUCGCCUCCCAGAUCCAAGAAGAUCAGGAAGCCCGCAUCCGCCUCAUCGAAAAGCACCUCAAGGCCGAAAAACAGCUCACAGCGACCCUCGAAGAGGCCCUCACCGACCUGGAGCGGCAGCAGGCCGCUCUCCGGCAGGAAACAGACAUGUGGAAGCGGCGCGCCGAGGCGCUCGAGACGGAGUGCAAGGAGCUGCGCGAGAAGGCGACGCAGUGGGAACGCCAACAGGAGAGCAACCGCUGGAGCAUGCAGCAGGUCGAGGAAGAACGGCGCAAGAGGCGCGAUGCCGAGAUCGCCCGGCAGCAUCUGGAGGAGAGGAUGCAGGCGAUUGGAAAGAAGAAGAAGAAGGGAAGCUUGAACUGCUUUUAG